Molecule: messenger RNA, 1503 nt
Organism: Wyeomyia smithii (pitcher-plant mosquito)
Lineage: Eukaryota; Metazoa; Arthropoda; Insecta; Diptera; Culicidae
Product: protein trunk
Exons: 2
Coding region: 611-1366 (251 amino acids)
Molecular function (GO): signaling receptor binding
Source: RefSeq, a predicted model, not a curated record
AUGAUUGUGUGCAAAAUGAACUUAUAUAGCUUGUAAAAUGUCACUAAAAAUCCUAGAUACACUAAAUUAUUCGCAGGAUUAUGGAAGUGUUUUCAACACAUAGCAGCUCGUAGUAGAAAAAAAACUGCAGUUGACUAUUGUCGCAGUAACCAGUACAAACCAUAAAUAGGAUAAUCCUUGCUACCUCGAUCCUAUUAUUACCAAAAAAGCACUGUAAGAACACAAAUAUUUUACUGCAAUUGUCGACCGCCUUCGCAGGUAGCCUGGAACUAAUCGAUCCCGCCUUGUGUUUGUUUUUCGAUAUUUGACAGUACGAUCGUGCAGUUCUGAGGGCAGGUCUACUGGAGAGGUAGAGCGAAAGAGCAAAGAAAUCGCAGGUACUCGACCGAUGGCGACUAGUAUCGUGGAAAGGUAAAGAAAGAAAAGAACGGCAUAUGUAAAUUUCUUUACAUUAGCUUCAAACCCGCAUUACCUAACGGUCUAAAAGAGUACUGACAAGUGCGUCAGGAGAUUUCACCGGUAAACAACCGGUUAGUGAACAGAAAAACCUGGAACUGAACGGACGUAACAAGUGAAAGUGAUCAAGCUAAUUUCUAGAAGGAAAACAAACAUGCAUAGCUUACUGAUGGCUCUAGUACUGAUCGCGUUCGGAGUCGACACAUCGGAGGAACGCUCGAUGGAAUAUCUAGCGAACAGAGCUGCGGCAAAGGGUUGCGUCCAAUUGCCAGAACCAAUCCUGUCGGAUAUUUUAGGACCGGCUUUUAAUUCCCGCUACAUGAGCAUCGAGAAGCCUCCCGUCAUGGAAGAUGAACCGAUCAAUGGUGAAGGAGGAAAUGGAAAGCGAGGCAUAACACGAGGACUGUAUCCGUCGUUCUACGUAGACGAAGACCAUCUGGAGGAGGUCGGUAACGAUCCGGCCUGGGCGGUAAACCACGCGAAAGACACGGCAAAUCCAGUGCUCAAAGCACCCCGCGGCAAGCGGGACGCUUUCAUUUCGUUGCUGAACGAUAUGAGUCAUGAGAGCCGAUCGGGACGAUCGUAUCGCGGUAGAGGACAAAUAAAAAACCAAUUUAGCUCUAGACCGUGGGAAUGCGAAGGCAAAAUCCGUUGGCUCGAUCUUGGUGUGGAGUACUUUCCCCGGUAUCUACGAACGGUCGAGUGUGCCAAGUCACGCUGCUGGUAUGGCCAUUACCAGUGCGUUCCACGAUCAUUUACGGUGAAGAUUCUUCGCCGCAGAACGGGGGAAUGCGUUUCGAGCGGACAGCUCAAGAAUAUCGGCGUUGAAGGACUACCCGGUGAACUGCGCGAACUGUGGGUUUGGGAAGAGCGAGCGGUCAAUUUUUGCUGCGACUGUGCGGCACAAUAAAUGAAGGACUAGUGGAACCGGCGUCAGAGCAGGUUACUGAUGUGAAAUUGUAAAUCGUAAACUUAAGCAAAUGAGCCGCAUUCCUGUCUUUUUAACCCAGGAUGUUGUAAAUAGUAAAAACAAUCUAGUCGUGCAAU